Messenger RNA from Bactrocera latifrons, 796 nucleotides. Its product is annotated as ARL14 effector protein. Gene Ontology annotation, cellular component: intracellular membrane-bounded organelle. The transcript has a single exon. NCBI's taxonomy places the organism in Eukaryota, Metazoa, Arthropoda, Insecta, Diptera, Tephritidae. The coding region runs from base 144 to 548 and encodes 134 amino acids. The record is from RefSeq and is a predicted model, not a curated record.
ACUACAAGGUAUAUUAAACAGCUGAUCAAUAAUCCGGCUGUCAAAAAAUUAAAAUUUACAACGCCAGCGCUGAAAAAUAUUUAUAUCUUCAAGUUAAUUAUUGCAAAAUAAUUUAAAAGAAAAUAGUAAAAUUACAUAUUAUUAUGGAUGUUGACAGCGAGCUAACUGAGGGUGUAGGUGCACUGCGUAUGUCUUUGCGUGAACGGCCACGCAAACAACAGUCAGAUCGGCGACUACGCGAGCGCUCCGAAGAUUUGAAGUUCCUAGAGGAUUUCGAUCCUGAAAAAUCAAAUCGAGAAAAGCGCAAACUGAAACGAAAGCUUACGAAUUCACGUUCUACCGUUUACGAUGAAUAUGGUCACAUGCGUCAUAAUGGCAUGGAUAUUUGCGAUUGCUUGGAUGAGAAGUGUCCAGGUUGUUGGUUUGAGUGCAAAAAUUGUGGCUCAACGCGUUGUGGCGUACAGUGUCGUGUGAAUAGAAAACAGUUCGUGGAUGAAAUCACAUUUGAUGGCAAAGAUGUGGUGAUAAAAAAUAAAUUUGUAUUGUAGGUUCAUGAAAGUGGGAUUUUAAAAGAGAAUUGCGUGAUUUUCAUGCAGACUCCGCUGCACAGUUGUACGAGACUGCUUUUUAAUAUUUUAUUUUGCAUUAAAUAUUUAAGUAAUUAUUCUGCGCAUUGAUUUUAUUAAUUGUAAUAUAAGGUUGUAUGUAACUAUAGUGAUUAUGGAAUAAAUUAUAAUACUUUUUCUAUAAAUGUAAUCAUAAAAAAGUCCUAAUAAAUUGAAAUCAAUAGAGGACA